AAGCGGGCGGAAACCGAGACGCUAGUGUCAACGGAACGGUCAACAUCAGUGACCCUCCCUUCCUAACCUAUAAGUAUACCCAUAGAUAGAUAAAACAUACUCUCUUAGGGGUAUACCAUAGUGUCUGUGUCAAGGUCAAGUCAAUUAGAAAUUUAAAUGAAUGAUUGUCAAAGGAUCGUGGUGAUGUUUAUGCUCGUCGCUCAUGCUGGGAAUGCUAACUGCUUGUGGUACUAGGCUGUAUAGGGCACAGGCUAUCAAACCUUAACUUAACUGAAACAUUCAAUCGCAGCUUUAAUCCUACAUUUUCACACAAAAUAGGUACCGACAAGCCCAAGGUGGAGUAGUUCUGGCCACUGACGCUACUCUGCAACAGCGCUGUCCAGGCACAAUCAUCAUCACUGUCAAAAGGAAAGGGGAUUCCAACCAAAACCUCGACAGCUCCAACCUCUCGACCUUCAACUCCUCAGCUAGCAUCCAAAGCAGCCUCCUUUGACUCCUAAGGUUCCACACUCUACCCAGGUGAAGCCGACUACAUCAAAUUCUGUCAAAAUCAUUCAAAACCCCAAAUAAAGAAUUAGAAUUUAUUGAACUCAAUUAAAGGAGAAAGAGUAAAGCCUCACACGCUCCUGGUGGUCCUGAAAUAAGAAUUAUUAUGUGCAAAUGUGCUGGACCUUUCACAGUUCAAUAUCAAGAUUAAAAUAUUGAAAAGCUUUGAAAAUAAAUUUUAUUGUGAUAAACUAAAAUUCAAAUCUGCACAAAAACAAAAUGUUUCACGACAUACCUAGUGUUAGUGUGUGAUGUUGUAAAGGUAGUUGUGAUUCUUUCAACAAAUAAACAUGAGUACUCCUCCGUGGUUAGAAUCAUUGUCUCUACACAAUGCUAUUGACAAAUUGUCUGUAGACGAUAUAAAGUCAAUGUUGGAGCUUAACAAUCAUAAAUGUGAGAUUGACACUUUGGACUGCAGAGGAAGAACACCUCUGCAGUGUGCCAUUUCAAGGGGUUUUGAGGAAAUUGUAAAACUAUUGAUAGACAAAAAUGCCAUGCUAAAUGCAAAGGAUAUUGAUGGAAACACAUCAGUACAUCAUGCUGUUUUGGGAGAUGAUGAGAAGUCAUUAAGGAUAUUAGAACUCUUGAUCGACAAAGGUGUAGAUCUGAACAUUGCUAAUCACUUACAUCAAACCCCUCUUCAUUUAGCAGUAGAAAGAGAUUUUCAGCCAUGUGUCAAGUUAUUGUUGGACAAUGGUGCAAAAGUAAAUGUGCAGGACAAUGUGGGUAGAACACCGUUGCAUUAUGCUGUUUCAGAGAAAAAUGAUAGCAUUGUAAAGCUGCUUAUAAGACCAGAUUCACAAUUAGACCUUGCAGACAAAAAAGGAAAAACUUCUCUUCACCUAGCAGCAGAAACCAAAUUUGCAUUUGGUGUUUCCAUACUAUUAGAAUCUGGAGCAAAUACCAAUGUCCAAGAUGAUUUGGGGAAUACACCUUUACACUACUCUGUCCUUUACUCUAAGAAACAACGUCCCUGCUGCAAGCAAAUGAUCAAUAUAUUGAUCAACAGCAGUGUGAUCUCACAGAAAAAUAAAGAAGGUCACACAGCAUUGCAUUGUGCUGUCGAUGCAAAUAACUUCACAGCAGUCGAAUUAUUGCUUCAAGCUGGAGCAGAGGUAAAUGAGAGAGAUGUUGGUGGCCGCACUCCACUUCACCAUGCAAGUAUGAGGAAACGUAUUAAAUCAAAAAUAAUGAAAGCUCUUCUUGAAAGUGGAGCCCAAGUAGAUUGCAGAGAUGAACUUGACAGAACCCCUUUACAUUGGGCUGCCAAUGGCUGCUUCGUAGCCAGAGGAUCCUUGUUGAUAGAAUAUGGAGCUGACAUCAAUGCCAAGGAUAGAAACCUCGACACGCCACUCCAUCUUUGCAUGUCUAUACAUCCAUCCUUUGCAACAUUGUUAUUAGAUAAGGGAUGUGAAGCUGACUUUAAAAACAUACAUGGCAACACACCACUUCUAAUGGCAGUAGAAAGAGAUCUUCAAUCAAUAGCAAAUCUACUAAUAAGUAAAGGUGCUGAUAUUUUUGUUAAACAUAGAGGUAAGAGUCUUCUUCAUAUUGCAGUUUCAAAUAUGAGUGAGGAAAUUGUCAAGAAACUUAUACAAAAUGGUGCUGAAAUAGAUUGCAAGGAUGACAAUGGGCGCACAGCACUUCAUUAUGCAGCUCUAUAUUGUUAUUUUGACAACAUAAAUAUUGUUCAUUUAAUUCUAAUGAGUGGUUCAUAUGUUAUGAUGAAAGAUAACAGAGGACUAACUCCAGCUGACUUUGCUCUCAAGAAUAAGUUUUACGCGAUGGAAGUUUUGCAAAUUCUGUUGGAAUGGCAUUGGUUCUCUACAGAUUUCGAACAGAUUUUGAAGAACUCGAACAGUACAAUGAGAGAUGUAUUUAAAACGGUUCUUGACAAGAUAUAUGUGAAAAUGAAACAUGCACAAUUUUUACCUCUAGAAGAAGAGGAUUCUUUUUCCCCCUUUUUGCAUUUAAAGUGCUGUAUUGAAAUAGAAAAAAUGAUGACAAGAAAGUUCAAUCAUAAUGCGCUCAGUGACAUAUUAUUGAAAUACUCUGAUCUCACGUUCUUAUCAAAUGAUGGCAUAAGAAAGAAAAUAUUUUCAUCAAACUUAGAUUAUGAUUUUCCAGUCUACAGUAAUAUUUUGAGGGCUGCCUAUACAAAAGCAAAAGAUCGACUUGGCAAAAUCAAUGUUGUGUCUAACAUUUUAAAGUUUCCCCUACCAGAAGAAAUGACAUGGAAGAUUUUAACAUACAUUAGUGACCAUGACAUGGAAAACAUUAUUAAAGCAUCAGAAAUACAUUGUGACGAGGUGAUGCUUGAAAACAAUGAGAAGACAAGCCAACUAGACCUAUCUCUCAGAGAGAACACUGUGUUAGAACACAAAUUAGAUGAAGAAAAGAAAUUAAGAUCCUCUGAUCUAAACCACUCAUUUACAAUUCAGGAUGCUGAAAACACUGAGAAGCUUAAACUUAAAAAUAAAAUUAAAGAACUGGAUUUGCAACAUAACACCAUCGUUGCUAGAAAUAACUGCUUACUUGCAGAAAAUUUGGACUUACAACAACAAAUCAGGAAAGCUAACUCGCAGUAUGAAAACUUGGUUGAAAAGAGCAAAAAUAAAGAUGUUACUAUAUCUGGACUAAAAUCUUAUUUAGACACAAUGAAAUGCGAUAUUUUGAAACUACAGUCACAGAAGUCCUGGGGCAAGGAUAAAUGGGUAGAUGACUCUGUCCUUAACGACUAUUUCGCUGCCAUGUCGGACAACCUAGGCAACAAAGAUGUUUUAUUCUUAGGACCCUCCGUGACCCUUACUAUUACUCUCGGUACACAAGACAUCUAUGAAGAAAGCUUAAAGCUAACAUCAUACCAGAACUGUAAAUAUGUAUUUCUAUGCUUAAGCGAUUGCACAGACGGGGGAGCAGAAGACACUGGAUCUCAUUGGAGUUUAUUAUUCUUAGAUAGGAUAAACAAAGCCGCAUAUCACUUUGACUCUGUCCACUCUAUGAAUAUGAAGAAUGCAAAAUCUGUUGCUGCGAAACUUGGAAUACAAUCCGAUAACGUGAUCGAAAUGCCCUGUGUCCAGCAGAAACAGACAUUUGAAUGUGGGAUCCAUGUACUGGCUAACACUAAGUACAUUGCAGACCACUUUUGUAAAAGAAAUAUUGGUUCAACUUUUGCGGACUGGUAUUCUGGAGCCGUAAAACCAAAUGGUGUCCCCAACUGCAACAUUGCGACAGCAUCACAAAGUCAAAUAAAUGAAAAUCGCUAUAAGUGGAGGACAAUCCCCUCGAAAAAGACUAUAUCUAAAACAAAAAAGUCCAAACCUAAUGUAAAAUUAGUAACUAAAAACCGAUUUGAAGUUCUGGACGUAAUAGCAGAAAUACCGCAAUCGAAUGUAGUCUCUGUUAAUAGCGACCUUCCAGAAACCACCACUAAGAAGAACAAUGUAAACAAAACAAAACAUACAAGGCCCGGUCCAAUGAAGAAACACGUAUCAGCUCCUCGAUCAGACUCCCACAAGUUAUCCAUCUCAAGUGACAGCCAGGGAAGAGACUUAGCUGCAUUCAUCGAACAUACAAAACACGGAGCUAGUACUGUUCUCCAAAUUAUUAACCACUGUCAGCCAGGGGCCCCUAUUAAGCCAAUACUACACCAAGUUAUGAAUUCUGCCUAUUUCAAAACUUACACAAAGGAAGAUUGUAUCGUUAUUCUAGCAGGAACAAAUGACAUCACUAGUUCAGUCAUUCGAGCGCCAAUAAAUCCAGUUUGUCAGUAUCUGACAGAGGCUCUUCCCAAGUUUGAGCACACAAAUCUCAUUCUGUCUACUAUACCUAACAGAUACGAUCUAACACCAGAAAGCCCUGAAAAUAAGUUUAUAAAUGACACAAAUUUAAUGAUAAGACGUAUGCUCGCAGAUUUCCCUCAAGCUAAAACUCUUGAUCUGCAUCUCCUCCAGCGCUGGUACCACACUCGACAUGGCCUGCACUUGAACAGUAAGGGGAAAAAGUGUAUAGCCAAGCAAAUAAUAAGGCUAACUAAUGAAUUCCUACAUGAAAAUAAAACUAAACAAAACAACGCAUCUAAUACAUUGCCAUCCCCUGUAGUAACACGUCAUGUUGCAUCUGUUUGUUCUACUAAAGAUGUUAACCAUUCGAAUGUAGUAUCUACUGAAAUACCCGAUAGCCAAAUUCAAGUUCUUGAAGGAAAUAUGGACAGCGUUAUUUCGGAAAAUCAAAACAAGUCGUCUGUUGCUUUCGCCCACUGUAUAUCGGGUGAUUUUGGAGACCAAAGACAGAUGAGCCAAGGAGUGGCAGUCAUCUUCCGCAAUAGGUUUGGUAGACCAACAAAAGCGCAAUGUGUGAGCAAAGCUUUGGCUUUACAAAACACUCCGAAUGGGGCACUUGUUUAUAGUCUUAUAACUAAAAAUAGAUACUGCGAAAAACCUAGUAUAUCAGACUAUGCGGAGGCACAUAAUCAGCUCAUAACAGAUUUCAAAAGUAAGAACCUGCAGGAACUGAUUUGUUCUCCCCUGGGAUGCAUACGUGACCAGAUUCCUACAAGCGUGUUUGCGAAACAUAUUGUUCAGUUUCACCGCAGCACAAAAGUCUCAGUCAAAGUUAUUGUGGAUGAUGAGCGAGCUACCAGACAUCUCAGAAGAGGACUAAAACACAAUGAGUUUGUGAAUCAGCUACGAAAGGACAUUGCUGAGGAGCUAAGGAGGUACAACAUCUCAACACCACCUACCACCAACAUCACAGCAGGGCAGGAGCAGUCACAACCACAGGCAUCACCAUCGCCACUACCUGCAUCCACAACAGUACAGGAUGUCGAACAAGCGUCUGCCAGCCCUGAGGAGUCUGCAGAAGAAUACAGUGGGGGAGGGAUCAGUGAAAAAGUCUCUAUCAGUGAAGUGGGGAGUGCAAGCCCUAUUAUAAACAUGAGUACUCCUCCGUGGUUAGAAUCAUUGUCUCUACACAAUGCUAUUGACAAAUUGUCUGUAGACGAUAUAAAGUCAAUGUUGGAGCUUAACAAUCAUAAAUGUGAGAUUGACUCUUUGGACUGCAGAGGAAGAACACCUCUGCAGUGUGCCAUUUCAAGGGGUUUUGAGGAAAUUGUAAAACUAUUGAUAGACAAAAAUGCCAUGCUAAAUGCAAAGGAUAUUGAUGGAAACACAUCAGUUCAUCAUGCUGUUUUGGGAGAUGAUGAGAAGUCAUUAAGGUUGUUAGAACUCUUGAUUGACAAAGGUGUAGAUCUGAACAUUGCUAAUCACUUACAUCAAACCCCACUUCAUUUAGCAGUAGAAAGAGAGUUUCAGCCAUGUGUCAAGCUAUUGUUGGACAAUGGUGCGAAAGUAAAUGUGCAGGACAAUGUUGGUAGAACACCAUUACAUUAUGCUGUUUCAAAGAAAAAUAAUAGCAUUGUAAAGCUGCUUAUAAGACGAGAUUCACAAUUAGACCUUGCAGACAAAAAAGGAAAAACUUCUCUUCACUUAGCAGCAGAAACCAAAUUUGCAUUUGGUGUUUCCAUACUACUAGAAUCUGGAGCAAAUAUCAAUGUCAAAGAUGAUUGGGGUAAUACACCUUUACAUUACUCUGUCCUAUGCACUAAGAAACAACGUCAAUACUGCAACCCAAUGAUCAAUCUAUUGAUCAACAGCAGUGUGAUCCCACAGAAAAAUAAAAAAGGUCACACAGCAUUGCAUUGUGCUGUCGAUGCAAAUAACUUCACAGCAGUCGAAUUAUUGCUUCAAGCUGGAGCAGAGGUAAAUGAGAGAGAUCUUAUUGGCCGCACCCCACUUCACCAUGCAAGUAUGAGGAAACGUAUUAAAUCAAAAAUAUUGAAAGCUCUUAUUGAAAGUGGGGCCCAAGUAGAUUGCAGAGAUGAUCUUGACAGAACCCCUUUACAUUGGGCUGCCAUUGGCUGCUUCGUAGCCAGAGGAUCCUUGUUGAUAGAAUAUGGAGCUGACAUCAAUGCCAAGGAUAGGAAACUCAACACGCCACUCCAUCUCUGCUUAUCUGAACCUUCGCCCUUUGGAACAUUGUUAUUAGAUAAGGGGUGUGAGAUUGACUUGAAAAACAGCUGUGGCUACACACAGCUGCAAAUAGCAGUAGAAAUAGGUUGUCAAUCAAUAGCAAAUCUACAAAUAAGUAAAGGUGCUAAUAUUUAUGUUAAAUGUAGUGGUAGUAAGAGCCUUCUUCAUAUUGCAGUUUCAAAUAGGAGUAAGAAAAUUGUUGAGAAACUUAUAGAAAAUGGUGCUGAUAUAGACUGCAAGGAUGACAAUGGGCGCACAGCACUUCAUUAUGCAGUCAAAACUUGCAAUCGUUUCUAUGACAAUACUAUUAUUAAUACACUUCUAAUGAGUGGUUCAUAUGUUCUGAUGAAAGAUAGAAUGGGAGUAACUCCAGUUGACCUUGCACUGUAUGACUGUCACAUUCCGAACCGUGGAUGGUACAGUUUCCGGAUCCUGAUGGAAUGGGGUUGGUUCUGUACAGGUUUCCCUUUUAAAUCCAUAUCUGAAUCACUUAGGAACAUAGCGUAUGAAGAUGGAAAAUAUUUUCAUGACCAGAUAUAUGUGAAAAUGAAAUAUGCAAGAUUUUUACCUCAAGAAAAGGAUUCUUUAACCACCCAUUUCCAUUUAGAUUGCUCUGCUGAAAUAGAAAAAAUGAAGAAAACAAAGAUCAAUCAUAAUGCUCUAAGUGACAUAUUAUUGAAAUACUCUGAUCUCACGUUCUUAUCAAAUGAUGGCAUAAGGAAGAAAAUAUUUUCAACAAUCUUAGAUUUUGAUUUUCCACUUUACAUUAAUAUUUUGAGGGCUGCCUAUAUGAAAGCAAAAGAACGACUUGGCAAAAUCAGUGUUGUUAGUAACAUUUUAAAGUUUCCUCUACCAGAAGAAAUGACAUGGAAGAUUUUGACAUACGUCAGUGACAAUGACAUUGACAACAUCAUUAAAGCAUCUAAACAAUUGCGAUACUUUCAACAAAUAAACAUGAGUACUCCUCCAGGGUUAGAAUCAUUGUCUCUACACAAUGCUAUUGACAAAUUGUCUGUAGACGAUAUCAAGUCAAUGUUGGAGCUUAACAAUCAUAAAUGUGAGAUUGACACUUUGGACUGCACAGGAAGAACACCUCUGCAGUGUGCCAUUUCAAGGGGUUUUGAGGAAAUUGUAAAACUGUUGAUAGACGAAAAUGCCAUGCUAAAUGCAAAGGAUACUCGUGGACAAACAUCAGUACAUUAUGCUAUUUUGGGAGAUGAUGAGAAGUCAUUAAGGAUAUUAGAACUCUUGAUUGACAAAGGUGUAGAUCUGAACAUUGCUGAAUGGUUAAAUAAAACCCCUCUUCAUUUAGCAGUAGAAAGAGAGUUUCAGCCAUGUGUCAAGCUAUUGUUGGACAAUGGUGCAAAAGUAAAUGUGCAGGACAUUGCGGGUAGAAUACCUUUACAUUAUGCUGUUUCAAAGAAAAAUGAUACCAUUGUAAAGCUGCUUAUAAGACGAGAAUCACAAUUAGAUCUCGCGGACAAAAAAGGACAAACUUCUCUUCACUUAGCAGCAGAAAUAAAAUAUGCAUUUGGUGUUUCCAUACUAUUAGAUUCUGGAGCAAAUAUAAUUGCAAAAGAUGAUUUGGGGAAUACACCUUUACAUUACUCUCUACUUUGCACCAGGAAACAAAAUCCCUACUACAAGCAAAUGAUGAAUCUAUUGAUCAACAGCAAUGUGAUAUACUCACACAGAAAUAAAGAUGGUCACACAGCAUUGCAUUGUGCUGUCGUUGGAAAUAGCUUCACAGCAGUCGAAUUAUUACUUCAAGCUGGAGCAGAGGUAAAUGAGAGAGAUGUUGGUGGUCGCACCCCACUUCACCAUGCAAGUAUGGGAAAACAUAUUAAAUCAAAAAUAUUGAAAGCUCUUAUUGAAAGUGGAGCCCAAGUAGAUUGCAGAGAUGAUCUUGACAGAACCCCUUUACAUUGGGCUGCCAAUGGCUGCUUUGUAGCCAGAGGAUCUUUGUUGAUAGAAUAUGGAGCUGACAUCAAUGCCAAGGAUAGAAACCUCGACACACCACUCCAUCUCUGCUUGUCUGAACCUUCGUCCUUUGGAACGUUGUUAUUAGAUAAGGGGUGUGAGAUUGACUUGAAAAACAGCCAUGGCUGCACACAGCUGCAAAUAGCAGUAGAAAGAGGUUGUCAAUUAAUAGCAAAUAUACUAAUAAAUAAAGGUGCUGAUAUUUCUGUUAAAGGUUUUUGUGGUAAGAGCCUUCUUCAUAUUGCAGUUUUAAAUAGGAGUAAGAAAAUUGUCAAGAAACUUAUACAAAAUGGUGCUGAAAUAGAUUGCAAGGAUGACAAUGGGCGCACAGCACUUCAUUAUGCAGCUCGAGAUUGCAAUUUUGACAAAACUGUUGUUAAUUUAAUUCUAAUGAGUGGUUCAAAUGUUAUGAUGAAAGAUAACAGAGGACUAACUCCAGCUGACUUUGCUCUCUGGGAUGGGUUUGAUGGAUAUGAAGCUUUCCAGAUGCUGAUGGAAUGGAGUUGGUUCUGUACAGAUUUCUCUUUUAAAUGCACCAGACCUGAAACACCUAAGAACUUGAACAGUCAAAUGAGAGUUAUAUUUAGAAUUGUUCUUGACCAGUUAUAUGUGAAAAUGAAACAUGCAAGAUUUUUACCUCUAGAAGAGGAUUCUUUUUCCACCGAUUUGCAUUUAAAGUGCUCUGCUGAAAUUGAAAAAAUGAAGACAACAAAGUUCAAUCAUAAUGCGCUCAGUGACAUAUUAUUGAAAUACUCUGAUCUUACGUUCUUAUCUAAUGAUGGCAUAAGGAAGAAAAUAUUUUCAACAAACUUAGAUGAUGAUUUUCCAAUCUACAAAAAUAUUUUGAGGGCUUCCUAUACUAAAGCAAAAGAACGACUUGGCAAAAUCAGUGUUGUUAGUAACAUUUUAAAGUUUCCUCUACCAGAAGAAAUGACAUGGAAGAUUUUGACAUACGUCAGUGACAAUGACAUUGACAACAUCAUUAAAGCAUCCAAACAAUUGCGAUUCUUUCAACAAAUAAACAUGAGCCCUCCUCCAUGGUUAGAAUCAUUGUCUCUACACAUUGCUAUUGACAUAUUGUCUGUAGACGAUAUAAAGUCAAUGUUGGAGCUUAACAAUCGCAAACGUGAGAUUGACACUUUGGACUGCACAGGAAGAACACCUCUGCAGUGUGCCAUUUCAAGGGGUUUUGAGGAAAUUGUAAAACUAUUGAUAGACAAAAAUGCCAUGCUAAAUGCAAAGGAUAUUGAUGGAAACACAUCAGUACAUCAUGCUGUUUUGGGAGAUGAUGAGAAGUCAUUGAGAAUAUUAGAACUCUUGAUUGACAAAGGUGUAGAUCUGAACAUUGCUAAUCACUUACAUCAAACCCCUCUUCAUUUAGCAGUGAAAAGAGAUUUUCAGCCAUGUGUCAAGCUAUUGUUGGACAAUGGUGCAAAAGUAAAUGUGCAGGACAAUGUGGGUAUAACACCGUUGCAUCAUGCUGUUUCAAAGAAAAAUGAUAGCAUUGUAAAGCACAUGAUAAGACAAGAAUCACAAUUAGACCUCGCAGACAAAAAAGGAAAAACUUCUCUUCACUUAGCAGCAGAAAUAAAAUAUGCAUUUGGUGUUUCCAUACUAUUAGAAUCUGGAGCAAAUAUCAAUGUCCAAGAUGAUUUGGGGAAUACACCUUUACACUACUCUGUCCUUUACUCUAAGAAACAACGUCCCUGCUGCAAGCAAAUGAUCAAUCUAUUGAUCAACAGCAGUGUGAUCUCACAGAAAAAUAAAGAAGGUCACACAGCAUUGCAUUGUGCUGUCGAUGCAAAUAACUUCACAGCUGUCGAAUUAUUGCUUCAAGCUGGAGCAGAGGUAAAUGAGAGAGAUGUUGGUGGCCGCACUCCACUUCACCAUGCAAGUAUGAGGAAACGUACUAAAUCAAAAAUAAUGAAAGCUCUUCUUGAAAGUGGAGCCGAAGUAGAUUGUAGAGAUGUUAUUGACAGAACCCCUUUACAUUGGGCUGCCAUUGGCUGCUUUGUAGCCAGAGGAUCUUUGUUGAUAGAAUAUGGAGCUGACAUCAAUGCCAAGGAUAGCAAGCUCAACACUCCACUCCAUCUUUGCAUGUCUAAAUAUCCAUCCUUUGGAACAUUGUUAUUAGAUAAGGGGUGUGAGAUUGACUUGAAAAACAGCUGUGGCUACACACAGCUGCAAAUAGCAGUAGAAAGAGGUUGUCAAUCAAUAACAAAUCUACUAAUAAGUAAAGGUGCUGAUAUUUCUGUUAAAUGUAGUGGUAGUAAGAGCCUUCUUCAUAUUGCAGUUUCAAAUAGGAGUGAGAAAAUUGUUGAGAAACUUAUACAAAAUGGUGCUGAUAUAGAUUGCAAGGAUGAUAGUGGGCGCACAGUACUUCAUUAUGCAGCAGCUGACCAUCAUAUCCUUUUUUCUGCCAAAACUAUUAUUAAUUUAAUUCUAAUGAGUGGUUCAUAUGUUAUGAUGAAAGAUAGCAGAGGACUAACUCCAGUUGACCUUGCACUCAAUAGAUGUGCCAUUUCGAUCUAUGGACGUGACAUUUUAGAGAUGCUGUUGGAAUGGGGUUGGUUCUGUACAACAGAUUUCCCUUUUAUAUCCACCAGAUCUGAAUCAAAUAGUUUUGGUAUGAAAGAACGUUUUCUUUACCCCAUAUAUGACCAGAUAUGUGUGAAAAUGAAACAUACAAGAUUUUUACCUCAAGAAGAAGAGUCCUCUCAAGAAGAGGGUUCUUUUUCCACCGAUUUGCAUUUAAAGUGCUCUGCUGAAAUAGAAAAAAUGAAGACAACAAAGUUCAAUCAUAAUGCGCUCAGUGACAUAUUAUUGAAAUACUCUGAUCUCACGUUCUUAUCAAAUGAUGGCAUAAGAAAGAAAAUAUUUUCAUCAAACUUAGAUGAUGAUUUUCCAGUCUACAACAAUAUUUUGAGGGCUGCCUAUACGAAAGCAAAAGAACGACUUAGCAAAAUCAGUGUUGUUAGUAAUAUUUUAAAGUUUCCUCUACCAGAAGAAAUUACAUGGAAUAUUUUAACAUACAUCAGUGACAAUGACAUGGACAACAUCAUUAGAGCAUCAGAAAUAUAAGGAUUUACAGUAAUAGCUUAGCUUGAUUGACUUACGUAUUCUUUCUAGAAUUUAGUGGUUUACAUGUAUAUGUAUAUAAAAUGUAUUUUUAAACCAUCUAUACUGUUUUUAAGAGUGGUAAAGAGCUUGAAACCUGAAAAAAGUAUUAACUCCUAACUAAGUUUACAAACACUCACUUUACGGGGAAUAAAAGGUGGCUUGCAGCCUAUUUUUAGUUUCCUGUAUGUUAUUGUUGGGUCAAUGAUUCACUUCUGUAUUUUUUCAUGUUUAAGUAUAUAAAAUGCAUUUUUAAACCAUCUAGACUGUUUUUAAGAGAUGACAAGAACUUGAAGCCUAAAAAUAUGACAAGUCUCUAAUUUC
Messenger RNA from Macrosteles quadrilineatus (aster leafhopper), 11996 nucleotides. RefSeq lists its product as uncharacterized. Bases 837 to 11636 code for a protein of 3599 amino acids. The record is from RefSeq and is a predicted model, not a curated record. Lineage: Eukaryota; Metazoa; Arthropoda; Insecta; Hemiptera; Cicadellidae. Gene Ontology annotation, biological process: proteolysis. The transcript is spliced from 9 exons. Gene Ontology annotation, molecular function: protein binding; cysteine-type peptidase activity.